CCGCUGAAGCUACACUGUGAGGUCUGCUCCGUGGUGUCCAGUUCAGGUCAGAUGUUGGGCCAGGCGGCAGGGCCGGAGAUCGACCACUCCUCCUGUAUCUGGCGUAUGAACAACGCCCCGACGCGCGGGUUCGAACACGACGUGGGGCACCGCACCACCCUCAGGGUCGUGUCUCACACCUCUGUGCCCCUGCUGCUACAGAGGCCUCAGUACUUCUUUGGCCAGGCCAACGACACGGUAUAUGUGGUGUGGGGUCCUCUGAGGAACAUGAGGAAGGAUGGGAAGGGCAUUGUGUACAACAUGCUGAGACAGGCUGUAGAGAAGUACCCCCAGGCUAGGAUCUACCUCACCACAGAGGAACGCAUGAACUACUGUGACAUGGUGUUCAAGAAGGAGACCGGGAAGGACAGGAUCCAGUCUGGUUCGUACCUCAGUACCGGUUGGUUCACUCUGAUCCUGGCCAUGGACAUGUGUAAAGAGAUCCACAUCUACGGCAUGAUCAACGACACCUACUGCAAGUCAGAGGGGUACCGUAAGGUCCCGUACCACUACUAUGAAGCCGGUAGUCGUGAUGAGUGUGCAGAGUAUCUCCUCCACGAGAGCGCUCCGUACGGCGGCCACCGUUUCAUCACAGAGAAGGCCGUCUUCGCCAAGUGGGCCAGAACACACACCAUUAAGUUCUACAACCCGCCAUGGAAACUGUCGUGACCCGGAGGGACCGCAGAUAGCCGGGAGGUCUGGAGGAGGGCCAUUAUUGAUGACAUCACACAGCCGUGUCCACCUCAUCAUCCAGGGACAGGGAGAACGCAGGGCCGCUACCGUUACACCAUAGCAGUGUCCCAAAUGACACCCUCUCCCCUAUAUAGUGCACUAUCGGGCCCUGGUCAAAAGUAAUGCACUAUAUAGGCACGUCUCCCUCCCUUGGCGUUGUCUAGGUGUAUAUGACACUGAAAUGUACAGUCAGAAUGCGCACAUCGUUCUGCAAUCCCAGUCCGUCCAUUACCACUGAGCCUGUAGUCUGAGGGGUUGUAAUUCCCGUCCCACUGCUUGCCUGACUGUAGCACUGAAACCAGACACCCAUCCUGGGCUGAAACGUAGAUGGUAGAGGGUGGUCCCUCCAUGUCCCUCCAUGUCCUCACUGAGCCAUGAACCAAGGCCUUCUGUUCACUAAAACAAUCUGGCCACUGCAGGACAGGCUCAUCCAUCUAUCCCAUUAGAGAAACAACAUGAAGAAGAAACUAUUUCUCCACUCAUUGAAUGUCUGUUGUCAUCUUCUAGAACUCUGUUGUCAUCUUCUAGAACUCUGUUGACCUCUUCUAGAACUCUGUCAUCUUCUAGAACUCUGUUAACCUUUUCUAGAACUCUGUUGACCUAUUCCAGAACUUUGAGCUGGAGAAAAUGUGAUGUCCUAAAGGAGCUCCGGAGCAGGGGUCUUCUUGACCUCCAAUCAUCUGCUGCUUUGAUGUUGUAAAGGUUGGUGAAUGACAAAGGACGGAUAGCUCAACGCAACAGAUACGGGAUAAGAAAAGAAUGAAACCAACAAACUGUUCUUCAUCUCUACAGUAGCUACACACAGACUGUCUCCCUAAUGACACCCUAUUCCCUACAUAGUGCACUACUUUUGACCAGGGCCCUAUAGGUAGUGCACUAUGUAGGUAAUAGGGUCCUUUAGAUGUGCUGAAGCCCUGUACAGUACAGUAUGUAUCUCACAAGUCUGAACUCUCCAAGAUGUUGUUAUUCUAUGUCAGUCUGGGUGUUGAUAGAGGCCUGUUACCAAUCUCUGACCAGCUACACUACUUUAUUCUCCAUCUGGCUGUACCCCCUUUCUGUCUGUCUGUCCACUUAGAAUUAUUGGCUACCAGGGGUGUCUCAAAUGGUGCCCUAUUCCCUAUAUAGAGCACUUCUUUAACCAGGGCCCAUAGAGCACUUCUUUAAACAGGGCCCAUAGAGCACUUCUUUAACCGGGGCCUAUAGAGCUGACCAUAGGGCACUUCUUUAACCAGGGCCUAUAGAGCUGACCAUAGGGCACUUCUUUAACCAAGGCCCAUAGAGCUGACCAUAGGGCACUUCUUUAACCAGGGCCCAUAGAGCUGACCAUAGGGCACUUAUUUAACCAGGGUCCAUAGGGCACUUCUUUAACCAGGGCCCAUAGAGCUGACCAUAGGGCACUUCUUUAACCAGGGCCCAUAGAGCUGACCAUAGGGCACUUCUUUAACUAGGGCCCAUAGAGCUGACCAUAGGGCACUUCUUUAACCAGGGUCCAUAGGGCACUUCUUUAACCAAGGCCCAUAGAGCACUUCUUUAACCAAGGCCCAUAGAGCUGACCAUAGGGCACUUCUUUAACCAAGGCCCAUAGAGCUGACCAUAGGGCACUUCUUUAACCAGGGCCCAUAGGGCACUUCUUUAACCAGGGUCCAUAGAGCUGACCAUAGGGCACUUAUUUAACCAGGGCUCAUAGGGCACUUUUUUAAGCAGGGUCCAUAGAGCUGACCAUAGGGCACUUUAACCAGGGCCCUAGGGCUGACCAUAAGGCUGACCAUAGGGCUAACCAUAAGGCUGACCAUAGGGCUGACCAUAAGGCUGACCAUAUGGCUGACCAUAAGGCUGACCAUAGGGCUGACCAUAAGGCUGACCAUAAGGCUGACCAUAGGGCUGACCAUAAGGCUGACCAUAGGGCUGACCAUAAGGCUGACCAUAGGGCUGACCAUAGGGCUGACCAUAAGGCUGACCAUAAGGCUGACCAUGGGGCUGACCAUAAGGCUGACCAUAAGGCUGACCAUA
This is a messenger RNA of Oncorhynchus nerka (sockeye salmon), 2781 nucleotides long. RefSeq names its product ST6 (alpha-N-acetyl-neuraminyl-2,3-beta-galactosyl-1,3)-N-acetylgalactosaminide alpha-2,6-sialyltransferase 3 (gene st6galnac3). The transcript is spliced from 4 exons. Lineage: Eukaryota; Metazoa; Chordata; Actinopteri; Salmoniformes; Salmonidae. Gene Ontology annotation, biological process: oligosaccharide metabolic process; ganglioside biosynthetic process. Gene Ontology annotation, molecular function: alpha-N-acetylgalactosaminide alpha-2,6-sialyltransferase activity. The coding region runs from base 52 to 708 and encodes 218 amino acids. The record is from RefSeq and is a predicted model, not a curated record.